ACUAUUUCUCCUCUCGCUCCGGAAGAACCGAGCCACGGAUCCCCCCGAUAUCCUAGCGAACCUGACGCCUUCCAGCCCAAGAAGAUGGCCGAUCCUUGGCAGGAAUGCAUGGAUUAUGCAGUCACCCUAGCAAGACAAGCUGGAGAGGUGGUUCGUGAAGCUCUAAAAAAUGAAAUGAAUGUUAUGAUUAAAAGUUCUCCAGCUGAUUUGGUAACUGCUACUGACCAAAAAGUUGAAAAAAUGCUUAUCUCUUCCAUAAAGAAAAAGUAUCCAUCUCACAGUUUCAUCGGUGAGGAAUCGGUGGCAGCUGGGGAAAAAAGUCUCUUAACUGACAACCCCACAUGGAUCAUUGACCCUAUUGAUGGGACAACUAACUUUGUACACAGAUUUCCUUUUGUAGCUGUUUCGAUUGGCUUUGUUGUAAAUAAAAAGAUGGAAUUUGGAGUUGUAUACAGUUGUGUGGAGGAUAAGAUGUAUACUGGUCGGAAAGGGAAAGGUGCCUUUUGCAAUGGUCAAAAACUACAGGUUUCACAACAACAAGAUAUUACGAAAUCACUCCUGGUGACAGAGUUCGGCUCUUCCAGAACACCAGAGACUAUAAAAACUGUUCUUUCUAAUAUGGAAAAACUUCUUUGCAUUCCCAUUCAUGGGAUUCGAGGUGUUGGAACAGCAGCUAUUAAUAUGUGCCUGGUGGCAACUGGAGCUGCAGAUGCAUAUUAUGAAAUGGGAAUUCACUGCUGGGAUAUGGCAGGAGCUGGCAUUAUUGUUACUGAAGCUGGUGGGGUACUAAUGGAUGUAACAGGUGGAUCAUUUGAUUUGAUGUCACGAAGAAUAAUUGCUGCAAGUAGUAAAACAAUAGCAGAAAGAAUAGCCAAAGAAAUUCAGAUAAUACCUUUACAAAGAGACGAUGAAGAUUAACUGCAGCAACCACACAUAUUUGACCAUAGUUGUUUCUCCCAAGAUUUGCUGACAUACUUGAUAGUGUUAAAAAAUUUAGACAUUUGUUCAGAUAUAUAAUAUGGUUGGUUUAAAUUGUCUUUAAUGUUCAGCCUAAGAUAUUGCAACUUCUAAGUUUUAAUGAGACUAGAUAUGUAAGAAUAGACGAAAUGUUUAUAUCACUGUUUAAAAAAAUUGCAUGUAAGAGUGUGCUUUGGGAAAAAUACACGGGCAGUUCAUGAGAUAGGUGUCACAUUAAAUGAAAUAAUAGCAAUUUAGAGUUUCUAAGUACAUAUGAACCUCUGAAAUUUUGACUAUUUGUGUACAUAAGCAUUUUAAAUUAGAAAGCAAACUUUUUGAGAGAGGAAAAAAAUUCUCUCAAGUUCCAAAAGCCAUAUUCAAUUAAGUUUAAGACUAUAAUAAGUACUUCCUAAGCCAAGGGUUCUUUCUUUGUAGAGAGCCAUAUUUUGUUCAUCUUUUUACAGGUAGCCCUUAGCACAUUACCUGUCAAAUAUUAGACACUUCAAAAAUAAGCAUUGGAAAGAAUAUUUUGACGAUAGCAAUUCCUCCUUAUAACAGAUAAUGAAUUCACCAUUCUGUAUUUUUACUUUAAGUUUUAAAAAUUAUCUAGUUAUCCUUUUUUCUAUUUCACAUUACCAUGUCAUUUCAAUUACCAUGCUGUCAGACUUUACUUAUUUUCUGCAGUUAAUAUAUUUUCUAAAACACUGCAUUACAGUAUUUGUUUGGAUUUCUUUAAAGUUUCCAUGUAAAAGAGAAGAAAAAUUCAUAAAAGCACUUUCAUCAGAUAUCUGAUAUAAUUAGAUACAGCAUAACAUUUUACUAAGCUCAGUAUUCAUAUUAUGAAGAUGUUUCUACUGAUCUAAUUGUACACAGAUCCUGGCAAAUAUACUGUACUGUUAAUAUUGAACUUUCAUUUCUUCCUAAACUCCUUAUUUAACUUCACUGUCACUUUAAAUGUUCUUUGAUAGCCUUUGACUUAUUAAACUCAAGAAAAAUUGUUCUGGUUCAUAGACAUUUUUAAAAUAUUAAUUUAUUGCUUAGCCUUGUCUCUUGCCAUGUGAACAGACUAUCAAGUUUUGUUAUGGUUUCAUGGGAGCUUUGUAUUUAAUAAAAUGAAAAUGCUUCUACAAAGUU
This is a messenger RNA of Talpa occidentalis (Iberian mole), 2091 nucleotides long. RefSeq names its product inositol monophosphatase 1 (gene IMPA1). NCBI's taxonomy places the organism in Eukaryota, Metazoa, Chordata, Mammalia, Eulipotyphla, Talpidae. Gene Ontology annotation, molecular function: inositol monophosphate 1-phosphatase activity. The transcript has 9 exons. Gene Ontology annotation, biological process: inositol metabolic process; phosphatidylinositol phosphate biosynthetic process; signal transduction. The coding region runs from base 85 to 918 and encodes 277 amino acids. The record is from RefSeq and is a predicted model, not a curated record.